AUGGCCGUAGCGCCUAAUGUUCUCUCCUACCCAGGAGAAACCAUCACUUGGACACCUUGCGGCGAGGCCGAGAACCACGCCCUGGAAUGCAGUUCCAUUGAUGUGCCUAUGGAUCAAUUCAACGUCCAAAGCCCGGGUAACCAAACCUUCAACAUACCCCUGAUCCGUCUCCGAGGGCGCGAUGCGCCUGAGGGGAGAAAUCUCAUCGUCAACCCUGGAGGUCCAGGCGGAAGCGGACUUCAGUACAUCUAUUUGAAGGGCGCUGAGGUCAACGCCAUUGUUGGAGAAGGUUAUCAUUUGGUUUCAUUCGACCCGCGCGGCGUCAACACAUCACGUCCACUGGCUAGUUGUUACCCUGACAGCCAAUCUAGGCAAAGGCUGUCACGGGUGAGGAACGUUGAUCCGGUAUUGGACAGUGGAGAGAUUUUUGCCUGGGCCGAUAACUACGUGCAGGCUUGCGCCGACGUCAUGGGCGAACAUGGCAUCUAUAUAAAUACGCCUCAGACCGCGGCGGACAUGAACAGCAUCCUAGAUGCUCUGGGCCAAGACAGUAUGGCCUACUGGGGGUUUAGUUACGGGUCUCUUCUUGGUCAGACAUACGCCGCCCUAUUCCCAGAGCGAUCGGAACGCAUCAUCGUGGAUGGAAUCAUCAAUAUCUUCAAUUGGUAUAAUGGGACUGUGGACCACGAGAUGUGGACCGAUACAGACACUGUUUUUGAUGGCUUCUUUGACGAGUGUAUCAAAGCUGGCAAAAAUUGCCCCCUUUCUGAAUUCGGCAUGGGUUCAAAGGAGGUUCUCAAGAAGCACGUGAUGGACUUGGGUGAUCAACUCAAGGAUCAGCCAGAAUCCGCGUAUAUCAAUUCUGCAAGGUACGGCCUCAUCGACUAUCAGAAAUUAUUUUACGAUGCAAUUUUCCCGGUACUAUUCAAUCCAGCAUCGUGGUAUAGCUUUUCGCUCAUUCUUGCGUCGUUCAUGAACGGAAACGCCACAACCAUGUUCGCUGUUUUCAGCUCUGACAGCGCGUACACGGCAACAGAUGAUGCCAAUAGCAUCGUGCACCUUAACGAUGCACAAACUGGCCCUGAGUAUUGGCCACAAGAUCGCAAAUCAUUCUUGGAUAUCAUUCUCCCUGGAAUGAACAGCUCAAGAUGGGCAAUGAUAGAAAAUGUGGAAUACUACAAGAGACAAAAGUGGCGAGCACCAAAAACGCACACAUUUCUACCAACACGAGAGAUAGAAACCGCUCAUCCGAUCCUUAUUUUGUCGGCAACUUACGAUCCUGUGUGCCCGCUCAAAUCUGCCAGGGUCGCAAGGGAUGCCUUCAAGAAUUCCCGACUCAUUGAGGUUGAGGGCUACGGCCACUGCUCCAGCUCGCUUCCGUCUUCAUGCUUGACGGCAUAUGUUGGAGAUUUCCUAUAUAAGGGAACGCUACCAGAGAAAGAUGUUCGAUGCGCGAGCGAAAUGGAAUAUUUCAAGCCUCCAACAAGACGGGACUUCUCCCCGCAUAGUUUUGCGGAGGAUAAUCUGAUAAAGGAUUUGUACAUGGCGCAGCUAAGGAGAAGAUAA
Clonostachys rhizophaga is the source of this 1566-nucleotide messenger RNA. Lineage: Eukaryota; Fungi; Ascomycota; Sordariomycetes; Hypocreales; Bionectriaceae. The record is from the annotation of a GenBank genome assembly.